UUAUACAAGAUGUUUUUAGAAAACGAGGUGAGCCAAAAGAGGAUGUGGGGAGAAUGAAACAGAAAAAAGUGGAGAGGAAAGUGAGAAGAGAUCAGAAGUCAUUAGUUGCAACCUGUGAAAUCAGCUGUCACUCAGAAAUAUUGCUGCUUGGAACUUCAGACACAGGCCAUCAGCCGUCAGCCGAUACUGAAGUAUUCAUUCCUGAAGUGAUGAGUUCGAAGGUCAAGAACAGUAGUUCAUACAGGUUUUUGAGCCCUCAUGCUGCUCAGUUUCAGUGCAGUUUGACCAACCUUGUGUUUGAGAUGGAGAGUGAAGGAGAGGUGCUGUACAGAAUAGACUCCUGGGAUGCCCGUCUGUUGGAUGGUUUAGGCCAGAUGAAGCCUGCAGGUCCUCUGUACAACAUUGACUGCUUUGGAGGUUCAAUCAGUCAUUUGCACCUCCCACACUGUGAGAUAGUACAGGGGGGAAACCAAGCUGAGCUGGUGGUGGCACAUUUUACUGGUGAUAAUGUAGAGCUCAUUCAGCCACUGAAAAAGACAAACACACAUGUGAUUAUUAGCAUCCAAGGCUUCUCUCUCUUUGGCCUUUUAAAGAAGAUGAUUUUCUCUGCCAGUCCUGUCAAUGGCCAAGUAUUACUGUUCUAUAAAGAAAUUACUGGCAAACAAACCAGGAAAAAGCUACACAUUCAUUUGCUGCCGGGGAACGUGCCAGCUGAUGAGGUUGAAAUGUUUGACUAUGACUAUGGCCCCCCAUCCCACAUUUGA
Molecule: messenger RNA, 764 nt
Organism: Colossoma macropomum (tambaqui)
Lineage: Eukaryota; Metazoa; Chordata; Actinopteri; Characiformes; Serrasalmidae
Product: NACHT, LRR and PYD domains-containing protein 1-like
Exons: 7
Coding region: 54-764 (236 amino acids)
Source: RefSeq, a predicted model, not a curated record